AUGUCCAAGGAUCAGCCCAGCCCAGGCCCGCUGCGUGUCCUGCGUCUGAAGAAUUCCAUAAACAAGCUGAGAGCGGUGGCCGCAUGGCAUGAGGCACCUCGCCCCGUUUCUUUCCCAAGGGCGCGCCCCACUAGAGGGCCCUGGCGGGAGGAUGCGUGUGCGCCCGAUGGCCUCAGGCACGACUCAGACCCGGUAGAGCCAUCAGAAACCGUACCUCUGGGACCACUUCCACUUCGGCUCCACGAAGUGGGCCUCUCCCGAUCUUGGCAGUUCACGGUGCUGGACCUGGUACAAUCCCUGGGGCAUGGUGCAAGUGGUUCAGUGUACGCGGCUCGACUUGGACGCGUUCAUGGGAGCAAUGUAGCGGUAAAGAUCAUAUCGAAGAAGGAUAUGGAGCCGAGUGUCCUCCAAGCUGUGCUGAACGAACAGGCGGCGCUGAAACGUCUCAUCGGCCUCCCUAGGGUCCUGCAGAUGGAAGCGAGCUUCCACGACGCUAGAAAUUUCUACAUCGUUACGAGCCUUUACGCCAACGGCGACUUGGAAGCAUUUCUAGAUGAUUGCAGCAGGGUUCCAUUGCCACUGCUGAAACCGUGGCUAGCCGACAUCGUUUGGGGACUAGAAGCACUCCAUAAGAAAGGAAUCAUCCACCGCGAUCUGAAACCCGCCAACGUGUAUAUUGAUGACCGCUGGCAUCUGGUCAUCGGUGAUUUUGGCUUGGCCAGGGUUUUCGACUCAAACGGUUCCGAAUCGUUUGAUAUCAGGCCCUAUUGGCUGUCGGAAGAUCAACGGGCAACGGCGGACGAUUGCUGCGUGACUCGGACUUUUUGUGGAAGCCCCGCGUAUUCUGCGCCAGAGCGAGUUUGUGGGUACAAGUAUGGGUUUGAGGUCGACUACUGGUCCAUGGGCAUAACGGCCUUUGAGAUGAUGACGGGUCGACUGCCGUGGUACAACCUCGAUUUACAGGUGCUGGCGUCACGAAUUGUCCACGAGCCUCUGGUGUUUCACGAAGGAGAGUGUGAACAGCCCGCCGCCGCGGACUUCAUCUCGGGGGUGCUCAGCAAGGUACCUAGCGAACGUCCUGACAUUCACGGCAUGAAGUCUCAUCCAUUCUUCCGCGGAUUCGAUUGGACGAGUAACUUCUUUCCUGCAUCCCCUCUGCCAGUUCGACGUCCGCCGCCACCGCCGCCUCAGCGCAGAUCAUCCACUGCGACGAUCAAGAUCGGUCUUCCAUGCUCUGCAACCUUAACCUCCAGUGACCAUCACCCCGAAUUUUACUACCAAUCCGAAUUCAUUCGCCUCGCUUCAACCAAGCUUCGUAACGAUGUCGGUCCACCCGAAGCCCGUUCACCUGGUCGCCAUGGUGGGGCGAUUCCAGACCAGCGGACGACUUUGUCUGCCGUUCGACGCGGUAUCAUCAAAUAUAUUCGGCCACGGCCUCGCUUAAUAGACUGCAACGGAUCAAGAUUGAAGAAAGUAUCAUCAUUGGAAGAAGAUCGUAAUACUCAUACAUCAAUGUCAAUUUCAGAAACCCAUGCAGAGUGUGGUGGUUCCAUAGCGCUCCUAGCCGCACCCGUGUUAGGGCGCUAG
Messenger RNA from Pleurotus ostreatus (oyster mushroom), 1587 nucleotides. RefSeq lists its product as uncharacterized. Gene Ontology annotation, molecular function: protein kinase activity; ATP binding. Lineage: Eukaryota; Fungi; Basidiomycota; Agaricomycetes; Agaricales; Pleurotaceae. The coding region runs from base 1 to 1587 and encodes 528 amino acids. The record is from RefSeq and is a predicted model, not a curated record. Gene Ontology annotation, biological process: protein phosphorylation. The transcript is spliced from 8 exons.